This is a messenger RNA of Notodromas monacha, 1637 nucleotides long. Lineage: Eukaryota; Metazoa; Arthropoda; Ostracoda; Podocopida; Cyprididae. The record is from the annotation of a GenBank genome assembly.
AGAAUCUGUGGGCAGCAGUGGAAAAGUGAAAUAAUUCCGAAUAUUCGAGCAAGAUGCCAGCAACAACGGAAGAGCACAUUGGCAACGCUCUAAUCAAUGGUCUGGAUGAGCUGCGUGACACAAAAAAUACGCCAUUGGUGUUUUUUGUCAAUGGGGUCAAGCCACUUGGCCGUGAACGCGUGUCUGGCGCCCAUCUGCUCCAUCCACCUGGCAGCCGUGACCACGGUGGAGGGCAUCGGCACCACCGCUGGCGACCAGCUCCACGCUGCCCAGGAGCGGAUUGCUCGGGCCCACGGGUCCCAGUGCGGGUUCUGCACCCCGGGUUUCGUCAUGUCCGUCUACGCCCUGUUGCGCAACACGUACGGAAGAGAUGAUGGUGGUGGUGGUGGUGGUGGUGGUGAUGCAGCACCGCCCACGAUGGCGCAGCUCCUGGAGUCUCUGCAGGGCAACUUGUGUCGGUGCACGGGCUACAGGCCCAUCCUAGAUGGCUACAAGACCUUCACCAAGGAGUACUUGGACUCUACUAAUGGCGCCAUCUUUGCCGGGGCGGGUUGCUGUGGCAAAAUGGUGAAUGGCACUUGUUGCCAACAACAACAACAACAACAACAACUGCAACCACCACAAUUACUCAUCAAUGGUGUUGCAGAAUCCAGCUUCAAGCCAUAUGAUCCCAGUCAAGACCCCAUCUUCCCACCUGAGUUGCAGCUGCUGCUCAUGGACCAUCAACACAAUAAUAAUUCUGGGGACCGAGUGUGUCCAGUCUUGGCCAGUUGGACAGGAAGGAAGGUGACCUGGUACAGGCCUUCCACAGUGCAGCAGCUCUUGCAGCUCAAGUCUCACUACAAGGAUGGGUGUAAGAUUGUGGCUGGCAACACUGAAAUUGGCUUGGAAACAAGGCAGAAGGGACUCCAUUAUCCAGUUCUCAUUGACAUACAGGAAGCAAUAGCACAGGAUUCUGAGCUGAAGGUGACACAAUUACUGGUGAAAAAAAACAAUGGCAGCAUGUGGAUUGGUGGAGCCAUGACACUCAGUGCUUUCCAGAGUGCAUUAAAUGAGCUCGUUGCCACAACUGUCAAUAAUGACCAGGACAAGGACCAGCAGUUGUCAGGACUAGGAAGGAAUAUCUGUUCCGAGUUCCUGUCCAUGCUUCACUGGUUUGCUGGCAAGCAAAUACGCAACGUGGCUACUGUAGCUGGAAACCUGGUGACCAGCAGCCCCAUCUCAGACCUGAACCCUUUGUUCCUGGCCGCCGGAGCAGAAGUGCACGUGGUUGGACUCAACAACAAGACUGGUGACCUGACCCGGGUCACAGUGCCCAUGAACGCAGACUUCUUCACGGGAUACAGAAGGAACGCCUUGGGCAAAGAUGCGUUCGUCGCUGGCAUAACCCUGCCCAUCGCAACACCCGCUGAUGAUGGGCACGUUUUCUUCAAGGGGUACAAAGUGGCCCGCAGACGCGAGGAUGACAUUUCUAUAGUGAAUGCGGGUUUCUGGCUCAGUCUGGGUCAACGUCAUGAGCCAUCCGCAGAUGACAAUAAGACCUAUGUUGUCACUGGAUGCAGGCUCGUCUUUGGUGGCAUGGCGCCCACGACUGUCAUGGCUGCUAAGACACAGGCAGCACUGGUGGGCAGGUGAGU